GAUUUUUUUUCUCUUCCCAAAACUCCCAUCUUUCUACUUUUCCCUUCUUCGUUUACACAUCUCCAGCUAUCACACACUCUCCGACUGGAAGGAAGACAGCCAUGUCGUCUCUAAAGUUUUCAGUACAGCACAAAGAGCACCGGGAGCGUGCUCAACCAGCUAAUCGCAAAAAAUGGGGUCUCUUGGAAAAGCACAAGGACUACGUCCUUCGUGCAAAAGACUACCAUUCAAAAGAGCAGCGUUUGAAGAUACUUCGCGAAAAGGCACAAACCAGAAACCCAGAUGAGUUCUAUUUUGGAAUGUACUCUUCCAAGACGUCUUCCGCCUCUGCGUCUCGUGGCAUGCGGGAAAAAGAGCGCGAAUCCUCGAUCGCGCUGACGACUGAGCAAAUGAAGCUGCUGCGAACUCAAGACGCUGGCUAUCUCAAUACUUUGCUCAUGCAGGAACAGAGUGCUAUCGACAAGCUUACCGCUAAACUGGCAUUUACUCGGGGCGCGUGGAAGGGCAAACAGUCAGAGACGCAGAAGGAAGAGGAAGCAGGAUCAGACUACGACUACAGUGAUGAGGACGAAGACGAAGAUCCUAGCCUAAAAGCUCAGAAGACUCGGAUGGAUAAAAGAAAAAGCGGUUCCUCAUCUUCCAAACAAUACACAGUAUUUACCGAAUCCCUCGAUGAUCCAGAAGCAAAUCGAAAUUUCUCGCCAAUAUACAAAAAGGAACUCACAAAAGAGCAACAAGAACUACUCUCCAAGCUUGAGCAACACAAGGAACGAAAGGCGCAGAUAUCAGAGGUUUUGAAAGAAGCUCAACUACAGAAAGAAUUACUGGGGAAAGGACCCCGAAGGAAGGUAGUGAAGCCGGAUGGGAAAGCUGUUUGGAAAUGGACUACUCAGCGCAAGCGAUAGCGGCUGGGAUUUAACGAACGGGUUUCCGGUUGGUAUGCAAUAUCACAUUAAAUGAAAGAAAGAUAUAACAAACAAGUAA
Molecule: messenger RNA, 984 nt
Organism: Myxozyma melibiosi
Lineage: Eukaryota; Fungi; Ascomycota; Lipomycetes; Lipomycetales; Lipomycetaceae
Product: small-subunit processome
Exons: 1
Coding region: 102-905 (267 amino acids)
Biological process (GO): rRNA processing
Cellular component (GO): small-subunit processome; nucleolus
Source: RefSeq, a predicted model, not a curated record